AUGACCGUCACCGACUCUGCACUCCGCUUACUCACAGCUCCCCUCCCCCUCCUUACCACUCUAUCCGGGCCUUCCAUCACCAGCUCCAGCCCACAUCCACACCACACGCCCGAACUCAUGCGCCGCACCUCCUGGGGUUCAGUAUCCUCCUCCUCAUCAGCAAGUACAGCGGAUACAGAGUUACGGGAAUGGGAUUACAGAGGGACGAAGAGGAGGAGUACUGCAGGGGAACAAGAUGAGGUUGAGAGGAAACGCUGGGAGGGGAGGAGGAUGAGAGAUAGGCUGGCCGAGAGGACGUGGAGGGAGUUUUGGGGGUGA
Messenger RNA from Cadophora gregata, 318 nucleotides. RefSeq lists its product as uncharacterized. NCBI's taxonomy places the organism in Eukaryota, Fungi, Ascomycota, Leotiomycetes, Helotiales, Ploettnerulaceae. The transcript has a single exon. Bases 1 to 318 code for a protein of 105 amino acids. The record is from RefSeq and is a predicted model, not a curated record.